AAUAAAUAUUUCUACGAUCGUUAAAUUAUAGCCAUAACUUCACAUAUUAUUUAGUAGGUUUAUGUUUGUAUUUCUAAAAUAUGACAAGGGAAUUUAUUUAAAUUGAAAACCAGGUCUAAAUGGUUAUAAUAUAAUUGGAAGCUAUGUUUUUAGAAUUGUUAAUGUUAAGUGUAAUUUGGAUAGAAGUAAAUUUUGCUGAUGGUGAAAUAAAUAAAAAAGACAUUUAUGAAUUGGACUAUUGGUCCAGAAUACCGAAAUUCGAGAACAGAAGAAGUGCUAAUAAACCCAAUUUUAGAAAUGGCGACUUGGGGCGCAGGAUAAGGAAACCAUUACGUGACAAGGGAGACGGAAAAUUAAAUGUGAAACAAAAAUCAACCAGAAUAGACACACGUCAAGAAGACAAACAUGACCCAACACAUGUAACUAAGCCACAAGUAUCAACUAAAAUACGUACACCACCAGACGAUGGUAGCAAAGAAGAUGGGAGCGAUUCCCUGGAAUAUCUUUCUGCAUAUUCUCUGAAACAGAGCAUGGAACAAAUGUCUGAAACUCUUGGAAAAGAAACCAAUAUAACUAUUGAAGUGAUCGGGCGGACAUUUGAAUAUAACGAAAUAUUGAUUUUAAAAAUGGCCGAAAAGGCAAGUGUUAUAAGUAAAUACUUCAGAGCCAAUGAGGACAAGUACAUAGAUGAGGCACCGGAGAAAAGGAUCAUUUUUAUAGUCCAUGCUCUCACAACGAAGGGUAUCCGACAGCUGCCAUGCUUGACCCGUAAUAAGAGAUUCAUGCAAUUACUCAACUAUUAUUUAGACCACUUGGACCAGUUUGAUAUAUACUUAAUACCAGUGGCUAAUCCAGAUGGGUAUACCGAAACAUUUAAUGACCCACACUGGAUCAAAAAUAUGGCGCCACAAGGAACUUGCCACGGGGUAGCCCUUGACCGUAACUUUGACGUGGCUUGGGGAACGGUCCAAGUCACAGGGCCUUGCAGCUACAACUUCCCUGGACCCACGGCCUUCUCCGAGCCGGAGACCAGGGCCAUCAGGGACGUCCUCCACCGGUACGGUCACAAGAUCAUCGCGUACAUACACGUCCAUGCUGGAUCGUUUAUACCAAAAACUUUUAGGGGCGAAGCAGUAUUGUACCCAAAAGGCUAUACAGAGGCACAAACCGACGACGACAAAUAUAUGGACAUGAAAGGCGAGAUUGACGAAGCUAUGAGAAAUGCUAGUUUCCAAAGGAUGACAGUGACCACUGACACACUGUACCACUGGUACGGGAAGGUGGCCGGAACUAGCGUCGAUUACGCUUCCACUGUAUUUGGAAUACCGUACGCAAUGGAAUUUGUGAUGGAGACGUAUGAGGAAAAUGAACUUCAGAAGGCAGCCUUGAGUGCAAUAUGGAAGAGAGUCAUCGACGCUGUUUUUAACUUCAUACAUAAAAGAGGAGACGGAGGAGAAGCUCAACAAAAUUUAUGAAAAUUGCACAAUUUUUGUAUUUUUAAUAGAGGUAGUUCAUGCGAAGUAAUUAUUAUAAACUUUUCCUAUGAAAGCAGAUGUAAUGAAAAUUUGUAUUGUAGUAAUAUAAUAAUAUAAGAUACAUUAUAUAAUAGCAUAAGAUACAUCAUGUAAUAUAAUUAAUAAGUUCAAUAAAGGAGUUUAUCGCGGA
Molecule: messenger RNA, 1665 nt
Organism: Plodia interpunctella (Indianmeal moth)
Lineage: Eukaryota; Metazoa; Arthropoda; Insecta; Lepidoptera; Pyralidae
Product: carboxypeptidase B1-like
Exons: 10
Coding region: 144-1475 (443 amino acids)
Biological process (GO): proteolysis
Molecular function (GO): metallocarboxypeptidase activity; zinc ion binding
Source: RefSeq, a predicted model, not a curated record